AUGGAUGAAGACACUUGGAAAGAAGCUUUUGAGAAUGAGAUAGAGAACAGAGAUAUCCUACAUUCCUGGAGUUUGGAUAUUGAAGAAAGGUUUGAGAAGCAUCAAGGCUGGUUGCAAUACACUUUGUGCUCAUUUGCCAGGUUCUGUUGCCAACUAUGUGAUCGACGAUGGGCUUCUUCAAAAGUACACAUAUUAUUCCAGAUAAAACUAUGGAGAACAACAGGACAGGUCAAGAUGCACAUCUUCAAGCAAAAGUGCAAAUUAUGUAAUGCUGGGUAUUAUGAGAUUCCUAUGUUCAUACCUGAGAACAUAGAAAUUGCUAUGAGCAUGCUUGUUAACAGGAUAUGUGAAAAAUUCUACAACAUGCCUAAAGAAAAUAUGCUAUCUAAGAGCUUCAUCAAAGAUGGACGACAAGAUGGUCCACAUGAUAGCAGCAAUUGUGAGGGGUGUGCACAAGGUAUAUGCAAUAGAAACCUUAACCGAAAUCAAGGCUUCCCUCAGAGCUUCCCUCGACUGGCUUUUCAUGGAAUUGAGCGACAAAGAGAAGAAUCACACAGAACACAAAGAUUUCAGAAUAAUAGAUACAGUGAUCGAUAUGACCAAGGUAGUUCAGAUUCAUUAUCAAACUGUAACUGCUGUGUUAUUCUGUAA
This is a messenger RNA of Hyla sarda, 651 nucleotides long. RefSeq names its product receptor-transporting protein 3-like. The transcript has 2 exons. Lineage: Eukaryota; Metazoa; Chordata; Amphibia; Anura; Hylidae. Bases 1 to 651 code for a protein of 216 amino acids. The record is from RefSeq and is a predicted model, not a curated record. Gene Ontology annotation, molecular function: olfactory receptor binding. Gene Ontology annotation, biological process: protein insertion into membrane; protein targeting to membrane; detection of chemical stimulus involved in sensory perception of bitter taste.